AUGAAUCGCGGCGGUAGAGGAGGAGGAGGAUUUGGCGGUCGAGGUGGUGGCCGUGGAGGCGGGGGCGGUAGAGGAGGCGGUAGAGGAGGCUUUACACAGCGCGAUACCGGUCCUCCAGACGCGGUCCUUGAAAUGGGCUCGUUCAUACACGCGGUGGAAGAUGAAAUGCUGUGUUCUUCUGUCAUGCCAGAAAAGGUGCCAUAUUUCAACGCGCCGAUUUACCUGCAGAACAAGUCCGUCAUUGGACGAGUAGACGAAAUUUUGGGACCCAUCAACGAAGUUUACUUUUCCGUUAAAAUGGACGCCGGGAUGGUCGCGAGUAGCUUCAAAAAGGGCGAUAAAGUGUAUAUUGCAGGUGAUAAGCUGCUACCUAUUGAGCGCUUUCUGCCGAAACCGAAAGCUGCCGGAGGUGUUACAAGUAUGUCCUGUUUCUCUGGUGUUAGGUCAAUGCUGAUUGACACGCUGCAGAGCGUGGUCGCGGUGGUCGUGGUGCUCCUGGAGGACGAGGACGCGGUGCGCCGGGCGGCAGGGGAUUCCAACGUGGUGGAAGUAGAGGAGGGCGAGGUGGUUCAAGAGGUGGCUUUGAUCGGGGGCGCGGCGGUGGUAGGGGCGCUCCAGGCUGGGGAAGAGGUGGAGGAAGAGGUGGCCGAGGAGGCUUUCGCGGUUCAUAGCUGA
Molecule: messenger RNA, 675 nt
Organism: Fibroporia radiculosa
Lineage: Eukaryota; Fungi; Basidiomycota; Agaricomycetes; Polyporales; Fibroporiaceae
Exons: 4
Coding region: 1-675 (224 amino acids)
Biological process (GO): snoRNA guided rRNA pseudouridine synthesis; ribosome biogenesis
Cellular component (GO): box H/ACA snoRNP complex
Molecular function (GO): box H/ACA snoRNA binding
Source: RefSeq, a predicted model, not a curated record